This is a messenger RNA of Botrytis sinoallii, 1778 nucleotides long. RefSeq lists its product as uncharacterized. NCBI's taxonomy places the organism in Eukaryota, Fungi, Ascomycota, Leotiomycetes, Helotiales, Sclerotiniaceae. The record is from RefSeq and is a predicted model, not a curated record. Gene Ontology annotation, molecular function: metal ion binding; alcohol dehydrogenase (NAD+) activity. Gene Ontology annotation, cellular component: mitochondrion. The coding region runs from base 65 to 1306 and encodes 413 amino acids. The transcript is spliced from 2 exons.
CGAAUCCCAGCUUUGAAGAAGCGAUCUUUUCAUUACAAUACUCGUUCAUAACAAGCUUGCCCCAAUGGCAGCCCCUAAUGAGACCUACACUCCGGCAUUUCCUCCAAAAUCCAAGCCCCACAUUUCAACCGGCAUCCCCUUUCCUGAAGCAUGUGCCCAUCACAUUAAAGAUACUUUCCAUGCCUUAAAGGUCUACAUAAUUGUAUCGAACUCUAUCAGCAAGACUUCCAAUUUUAGCUCUCUUCAGGAACGUCUUGGUGAUUUGGUUGUGGGCGUGAGGUAUGGAAUUAAACCACACACACCAUGGGAUGAUGUCUUGGAAAUCGCACAAGAUAUGCGAGAGAAACAAGCAGAUAUCAUUGUUACGCUUGGAGCUGGAUCACUUACUGACGGAGCAAAAAUCAUCUCAUUCGCAUUAGCAAACAAUGUAUCCACUCCCGAUGGACUCUACUCUCUCUCGGACGAGGCCAAGACCUCGGAUCUAAAGCCAUGUCACGUCCCUAUAAUCAACAUUCCAACAUCCCUUUCUGGCGGGGAGUACUCACCAUUUGCUGGCGCGACCAAUACUUCGACGCAUCAGAAGGUGGCCUUCAAUCACCCAUCGAUGGGCACAUCUCUUAUCAUUCUAUCUCCUUCCCUGUGUAUUUCUACUCCUCAACAUGUUUGGCUUAGCACUGGUCUUCGAGCAGUAGAUCAUUGUGUUGAAGGAUUUUGCUCGCUCGAUGAAAAGGUUUGCGCCGGAAGCGACGAGGAGUUCUCGAAUGGAUUGAGAUUACUUAUACCAAAUUUGUUGAUCACUAAGAAAGAUCCGAAAAACGAGGACGCGAGAUUAAAGGAAAUGUUGGGGGUGGUGGAAGCAAUGAAGGGGGUUAGCAGAGGUAUCCCAAUGGGCGGGAGCCACGGAAUUGGGCAUCAGUUAGGGCCGCUAGGCGUUGGCCAUGGCGAGACGAGCUGUAUCAUGUUACCGCAUGUAUUGAAAUACAAUGCAAAGCAUGGCAGUAACGACGAGAAAGUUAUUGGAGGACAAAGAAAAGUACUGGACGUUUUGUGGGAGGAAGCUGCCGUUAAAGACCUACUCAAGAGAAACGGAUUGGAGAGAGAAACUUCCGAUGCAGGUGAUGUGGUGGGUGCUAUCGUGCGCGAACUUGGCAUGCCGAGGACACUGAAGGACGUGGGCGUAAAGAGCGAGCAGUUGGAUGCACUGGCGGAUAAUUGUUUGAAAGAUAGGUGGUUAGCUACAAAUGCUGUACCUCUGACUAGUAAGGAGCAAGUGCUCGAAGUGCUGGAAAUGGCUGCUGGUUCAUAAUAUGAUCAUUGUGAGGGGCCAUUUUACUAGCCACAACUUUUAGUCAAACUCAUGAUUUGGUGAUUUUUAUUGAUGUUGUUCUUAGCGGCUUGAAAACUUUGUUGCGCAUAUAUUCUGCAGCAUAUCACAAUUUUUGUCAGUUUUUACACACCGAUUACCCUCCAGCACCGAGAAAGUGUUCGAGAAUAAUGACAUGAAAUAAUUUGCAAGACAAUCAAAAUUUCCAGAGGAAACAAAACGCAAAAAAAUGUAUAUUGUACAGUGGUCAAGCUGUUUGUUUGGAAGGGAAUUUGUUCUUACCAAUUUUGUCUUCUCGUCGUGCCACCACCAAAUUUUGUAUUUGUCCUGGUUCCCUGGUACAAGCCAGAUAGUGGGUCCCAUUGUUGGUUUGAUGUUGAAAUUGUCCCUGCAGAGCAGAUUAAUUCAAUUGCUUAUAGUCACACUCCGAAGAGGUCGGACUUGUCGAUCCAUA